CUUCUUUCCUACUGGGUAAGUAAGCAGAUCCCAGUGUCGGCUGGAGUGUCCAUAUACCAAGCAGUAGGUUUGGUGCAGGGAAAAAGGGUGAUAUCAUCAAGGGCAAAUACACAUACUAGCCUAAAAUCCCAUCUAGUAUUGAUAUGCUUCUUUGGUUUCACUGCUGGUGUCCUCGGCGGUCUUCUUGGCCUCGGUGGGGGCGUCAUCAUGGGGCCACUUUUCUUGGAGCUUGGUAUUCCUCCGCAGGUCUCAAGUGCCACAGCCACCUUUGCAAUGAUGUUUUCAUCAUCCAUAGCCGUCAUAGAAUACUACCUCCUGAACCGGUUCCCUAUACCAUAUGCUCUCUUUUUCACAUGUGUGGCAUUCAUUGCUGCAAUCGUUGGCCAGCUUGUUGCAAGGAAACUGAUAAACUGGUUAGGAAGGGCAUCAUUUAUCAUCUUUGUAUUGUCCUUCAUGAUCUUCAUUGGUGUGAUUCCUCUAGGUGGAGUCGGUAUCUUAAACAUGAAGCACAAGAUAGUGCGGCAUGAGUACAUGGGAUUUCAUGACAUUUGCAAGUUUGAUGCAUAGGAAGAUGCAACUUGCACGCAAGUGACUAGUGUGAUGUAUGUUCAGUUUGAGUGGAUGGAAUAGAUGCCAAAUUAAAUCAAAGGGAUGGAAGAUCAAAAGUUCAGCCACUAGUCCCAACAUAGUUUUUUUAUCACCCAAUGUAAUCAAUGAUUAGAUGACGAUCGUCCUUUAGUUACUAGAGAAUAUAUAUAUAUCCUACAUCCAAACAUGCUGAUCGUCCUUUCAUACUUGACUAACUGAGUACAUUCAGACUAAAGAAU
This is a messenger RNA of Triticum dicoccoides, 827 nucleotides long. Its product is annotated as sulfite exporter TauE/SafE family protein 3-like. The transcript has 4 exons. The annotation marks the transcript as partial. Gene Ontology annotation, cellular component: Cul4A-RING E3 ubiquitin ligase complex; membrane. Lineage: Eukaryota; Viridiplantae; Streptophyta; Magnoliopsida; Poales; Poaceae. Gene Ontology annotation, biological process: protein ubiquitination. The record is from RefSeq and is a predicted model, not a curated record.